Molecule: messenger RNA, 1098 nt
Organism: Microthlaspi erraticum
Lineage: Eukaryota; Viridiplantae; Streptophyta; Magnoliopsida; Brassicales; Brassicaceae
Source: the annotation of a GenBank genome assembly
AUGAUGAUGUCAGAUCUUCCAGCAGAUUUGGUAGAAGAAAUACUCUCUAGGGUUCCCGCCACAUCUUUGAAACGAUUACGGUCUACUUGCAAAGAGUACUGGAACUCUACUUUAUUCAAAGAGCCAAGAUUCACCGAGAAGCACUUUCGUCAAGCUCCAAAGCAAUUUCGUGUUCUCAUGUGGAAGGAUUGUAGAGUUUAUCCAAUGAACAUCGAUCUCAAUGUUAUUCCUCCAUCUAUAGAGUUGAAAGGUGCACUUGACCUAAAGUAUUCCCUUCGUAAUUCAGAACAACUCGAUAUAGCUGAAGUUUUUCACUGCGAUGGUUUGUUGUUAUGCUUCACCAAAGACAAUAGACUCGUGGUUUGUAAUCCGUGUUUGGGGGAGACCAGGUUGAUCCAACACGAAAAUAGUUACAAGUACUCUACGUUUGCUCUAGGAUACGAAAACAACAAAUCUGUCCGCAACUACAAAAUCUUGAUGUAUUGGGAAUGUUGGGAAAAAAACGACAAAGUUAGUGGAUUUGAAAUCUAUGAUUUUAGCUCUAAUACAUGGAGAGCUUCUAAUGCUCCAAACUGGGUGAGAGCAAGAUUUGGUGGCGUGACUUUGAAGGGAAAUAGUUACUGGAUUACUCGUGGUGACGGAGACAACUUACUCAGAUUUGAUUUUACUAAAGAGAGAUUUGGACGUCUGUGUCUUCCCCCAUCUCACAAUCAUGGUUAUAAGUCGCCAUCAGUUGUUAGAGAGGAAAAGCUUUCAGUCUUACAGCACAACUUUGAUACAUUAAAGAUAGAGAUAUGGGUGACCAAUAAAUUUGAAACUGAAGCAGACUUGUUAUGGAGCAAAUCCUUUACAGUGGGCUUACACUUACACAAUAGUAGUAUUCCUCCUUUCAGGAGUCUUUUAAUCGAUGAGGAGAAGAAAGUGAUCUUGUGUUGUGAUUCAUCAUGUUAUUGGGAGAGGAUGAACGUGGUAUACAUUAUUGGAGAGGACGAUGGGUAUUACAAAAAAAUCCCUUAUAAGCAAGAUCCAUGUUGGCCAUCAAUUAAUAAGGUUCCAUGUAUUUUCAAUUAUGUUCCAAGUCUGGUUCAAAUCCAGUAA